Molecule: messenger RNA, 501 nt
Organism: Trichomonas vaginalis G3
Lineage: Eukaryota; Parabasalia; Trichomonadida; Trichomonadidae
Exons: 1
Coding region: 1-501 (166 amino acids)
Source: RefSeq, a predicted model, not a curated record
AUGAUUGCUUCCCUCGGAAAACCGAGGGAAGAGAUUCCAUAUGAAAAUCGCAAGAAUUUGGCUCCUGGUUUGAAAUAUUAUUAUGUUCAUAGACUUUUAGUAAAUGCUUUGUCAAACAUGAACGUAAACACUAUGUCAAACAUGAACGUAAACACUAUGUCAAACAUGAACGUAAACUCUAUGUCAAACAUGAACGUAAAGACUUCAUCGAAACUAAACGUAAACUCUAUGUCAAACAUGAACGUAAACUCUAUGUCAAAACUUCAUCGUAAACACUUUGUUAAAACUUCAUCGAAACUAAACGUAAACACUUUGUCAAACAUGAACGUAAACACUAUGUCAAACAUGAACGUAAACUCUAUGUCAAACAUGAACGUAAAGACUUCAUCGAAACUAAACGUAAACACUUUGUCAAACAUGAACGUAAACUCUAUGUCAAACAUGAACGUAAAUGUUUUGUCAAGACUUCUUCGUAUAUGUUUUGUCAUGACUUCAUCGUAA